AGCAAUGAAUGACAUUGGGGACUACGUGGGCUCCAACCUGGAGAUAUCCUGGCUGCCCAACCUGGACGGCCUGAUGGAGGGCUAUGCCCGCAACUUCCGGCCAGGCAUUGGAGGGCCCCCCGUGAACGUGGCGCUCGCCCUGGAGGUGGCCAGCAUUGACCACAUCUCAGAGGCGAACAUGGAGUACACGAUGACCGUGUUUCUGCACCAGAGCUGGAGGGACAGCAGGCUCGCCUACAAUCACACCAACGAGACCCUGGGCCUGGACAGCCGCUUCGUGGACAAGCUGUGGCUCCCGGACACGUUCAUCGUGAAUGCCAAGUCUGCCUGGUUCCACGACGUGACGGUGGAGAACAAGCUGAUCCGGCUGCAGCCUGACGGCGUCAUCCUGUACAGCAUCCGAAUCACCUCCACGGUGGCCUGCGACAUGGACCUGGCCAAGUACCCCAUGGACGAGCAGGAGUGCAUGCUGGACCUGGAGAGCUACGGCUACUCUUCCGAGGACAUCGUCUACUACUGGUCGGAGAACCAGGAGCAGAUCCACGGGCUGGACCGGCUGCAGCUGGCGCAGUUCACCAUCACCAGCUACCGCUUCACCACAGAGCUCAUGAACUUCAAGUCGGCUGGCCGGUUCCCCCGGCUCAGCCUGCACUUCCACCUGCGGAGGAACCGGGGUGUCUACAUCAUCCAGUCCUACAUGCCCUCUGUCCUCCUGGUCGCCAUGUCCUGGGUCUCCUUCUGGAUUAGUCAGGCAGCAGUGCCCGCCAGGGUGUCUCUAGGUAUCACCACCGUGCUGACGAUGACCACACUGAUGGUCAGUGCCCGCUCCUCCCUCCCACGGGCCUCGGCAAUCAAGGCACUGGACGUGUACUUCUGGAUCUGCUACGUGUUCGUGUUUGCGGCUCUGGUGGAAUAUGCCUUUGCCCACUUCAAUGCCGACUACAGGAAGAAGCGCAAGGCCAAGGUCAAGGUCACAAAGCCUCGAGCAGAGAUGGACGUGAGGAACGCCAUCGUCCUCUUCUCUCUCUCCGCCGCUGGGGUCACCCAGGAGCUGGCGGUCUCCCGCCGCCAGUGUCGUGUCCCUGGGAACCUCAUGGGCUCCUACAGGUCGGUGGAGGUGGAGACAGGGGAGAUGAGGAAGGAGGGGGCACCAGGGGGCCGCGGGGGCAUCCGAGGCCGGUUCAAGCCCAUCGAUGCAGACACCAUCGACAUCUACGCCCGGGCUGUGUUCCCUGCGGCAUUCGCGGCUGUCAACGUCAUCUACUGGGCAGCCUACGCCUUGUGAGGGCAGGUGGUGGCCUGGAAACAGCCAGGAGAAGGACGCACCCCGUGCCCACUUCAAGGUGGAUGGCCAGAUGAGAGAGGAAGCCCUGGCCUGAGCUUUGCCACGCCCCCUGCCCGCAAGAGCAGCCCGUGCCCUGCAGACCCAGCAGCUCUGUGCCAGGGGCAGAGCAGGAGCGGCUGUCCCCGGGGAGCGGUGCAUUUUUAGACUCAGACCGAUCAGAUUUCUAGGCCUUUGCUCUGUGGGAUCAGAGAGCAGGAGGCAGCGGGGGCGGCGGCAUCCUCGGGCCUCUUUGGUCCCAGCAUGAAAUAAAGCCUUGACCUGG
This is a messenger RNA of Chinchilla lanigera (long-tailed chinchilla), 1607 nucleotides long. RefSeq names its product gamma-aminobutyric acid (GABA) A receptor, delta (gene Gabrd). Gene Ontology annotation, cellular component: membrane; neuron projection; GABA-A receptor complex. Gene Ontology annotation, molecular function: GABA-A receptor activity; extracellular ligand-gated monoatomic ion channel activity; neurotransmitter receptor activity. The record is from RefSeq and is a predicted model, not a curated record. NCBI's taxonomy places the organism in Eukaryota, Metazoa, Chordata, Mammalia, Rodentia, Chinchillidae. Gene Ontology annotation, biological process: monoatomic ion transmembrane transport; regulation of membrane potential; signal transduction.